Molecule: messenger RNA, 480 nt
Organism: Zasmidium cellare ATCC 36951
Lineage: Eukaryota; Fungi; Ascomycota; Dothideomycetes; Mycosphaerellales; Mycosphaerellaceae
Exons: 2
Coding region: 1-480 (159 amino acids)
Cellular component (GO): nucleus
Molecular function (GO): DNA binding
Source: RefSeq, a predicted model, not a curated record
AUGAGCGACGACUGGGAAUCCGUCACCAAGAUCGGCAGCAAGGUCCGUGGACCAGGCACUGCACAGCGUGAGACAACCGUCAAGGGCAAGAGCGCGCUCAACGCCGCCCAGCGAAGCGGAGCCAUCGUCGGCACGGAGAAGAAGUUCUCGACUGCCAAUGCCGCAGGAAACCCAGAAGGGCAACGCCUCACCAAAGUCGACCGCGCCGACGGGCCCGUCGCGACGAAAAAAGUCCCCGACGACGUCGCCAAAGCCCUCUCCGGCGCCCGCACCAAGCUCAAGAACCAAAAGGGCGCGACCAUGACGCAGAAAGACCUCGCCGUGAAGGCCAAUGUGGAUGUGGCGGCGGUCGCAGCGCUGGAGAGGACGGGGGCGGACUUCCCCAGCAUGGAUAUUGUGCUCAAGUUGCAGAAGGCGGCGAAUGUUAGGUUGACGGGGAGUAAUAUUGGGGAGCCUAUGUUGGGGCCGAAGAAGAAGUAG